This is a messenger RNA of Cyprinodon variegatus (sheepshead minnow), 1942 nucleotides long. RefSeq names its product growth arrest and DNA damage-inducible protein GADD45 beta-like. Gene Ontology annotation, cellular component: nucleus; cytoplasm. The transcript is spliced from 4 exons. Bases 120 to 581 code for a protein of 153 amino acids. Gene Ontology annotation, biological process: regulation of cell cycle. Lineage: Eukaryota; Metazoa; Chordata; Actinopteri; Cyprinodontiformes; Cyprinodontidae. The record is from RefSeq and is a predicted model, not a curated record.
CAACCACAAACGCUGCGUCGCAAACGCGUCUGGAGAGAUCUAACAACUCUUGGGACUUAAAACCACCAGACUGUUGUCACGCUUUGAAGAAGCUGGGAUUAUAUUUCUGAUCUGCAAAUAUGGUUCCUGAGGAAAGUGUCGCCUCCUUCGAGAACAGGAUGCAGUCUGCAAGCUUGGCACUGGAGGAGUUGCUUUUAACUGCCCAGAAACAGCACUGCCUCACCGUUGGCAUCUAUGAAUCAGCAAAGCUGCUCAAUGCAGAUCCAGACAGUGUGGUCCUGUGCGUCCUAGCAGCUGACGAUGAAGAGGACGUGGCACUGCAGAUCCACUUCACGUUGCUGCAGUCUUUUUGCUGUGACAGUGGCAUCAAUAUCCUGCGGGUCUCUGGGGUUCAAAGACUGUGGCAGCUUCUGGGAGGCGUGGAUGCGAACCAAAACCAAGAGGAGAGCGGAGACCUGCACUGCAUGCUGGUCACGAAUCUUCAAGUAGAUCACUACAGACUGCAAGAAGUUGGGAUGUACUGCCAAGAGAGCCGACGCCUCGACCAGUGGGUUCCUGAGCUGGUUCUGCAGGAACGUUGAAGGGUCUUUCCUGAGGAAACCUGGAGUUUCUGGAUUAAACUCCUAAAAGGAACAAAGGAUAUUGAUGCUUGUAAAGCAAUAGGCUUGAGUGGACUUGCUCUCAGUGAGAAAACUGAUAGUAGCAGGGACCUAAAAGGUUCUCCGGGUCGCUCUAAAACAGUUGGACAUUUCUGCAGAAGAUAUAAAAACAGAGGAGUGGAUUAAAUUAUCAUCUCUAAACAGAAACUCUCUUAUUUACCUAUUUGGGCUUCUGUUUGGACAGUCUCAGUGCUCAAGGACUAGUUUAUUGACUGUAACUUUUCCACACCCAGUACAUACCUGGAAGAUUUGUAUGUUUACUAUCUGGACUGACAUGUUGUAAUAGUGAAAGCUACUGUAUAGCCAACAUUCCUGAGUGUUCAGAGUAGGGAGAGUCUCCAGAUAGAAGGGUUGAGUAUGAAAGUGUGGUAUGCAUACACAAUGUCUUUAGAAAAGGCUGGGUGUGCGUUUUUUGCUGAGCAGCUGAACCUGUGGAAGAGUGAUCGCUAUGGAAACUGAAACUGUACUGAAAGAAGACAGAGGAUUUGGCCGGCUUUGCAGAACCAACAAACUGAAAAAAAACAAGGUCUCCAGACCUGAUGCUUUGGGUCUGAAUUCAAAUCUCAGGAGGAUACAGAUAAUCUGUAUUUCUGAUAAAGACUGUAACAUGAUGUGCCUUUUCUAAUGUUGCCUAUUUUCUAAAAAGAUGAAAUGUUCUGUUAAUUUAUUAUUUGUAUCAUUUGUUCGGGUGUAUUUUUGUGCAAUAAGUCAAUAAAUUAUUGGAAUCAUCAAGAGUACCUCUACUCAGAUUUCAAAAGGAAAGUCAAGUGUGCAUCAUGGAACUGGCUGAGUUGUGUUUACACUGGCAUUGAAGUAAUGGAAAAAAUGCACGCACAGUUGGGUCAAAGUCUUUGUUGACAACCUUUUCUUUUGUGUGAACGUAAGUCAGACAGAAUGACACCAGGGUGGAGACUGAAACUACGUUGAAAGAAACAGGCAAAGCCAGCUGAUGCAGACUUACUGUCCCUACAGGAAAUUGUAAAAGCCUCCUGUCAAACCCUCAGUUUUCUCUCAUUAUUCUUGUUUUGUUACAUAUUUUUAACCUUCCUGCAAUUCAAUGCUGCAUGCAUGGAAGCACGGAAAACUGUCACUACAGUAAAUGCCCUCUGCUCUACUCCCUGCCUUUUUCUUCACCCUCACAUGUCUGCCCAACGCUCGGCCAGAAGGGGAACACCCAGGCACAUGUAACAGACAUUUGUUUACACUCUGCUACUGAGACACAUAACAGGUGAUGGGCUGAGUUCCAAAUGGCUGUGAUUCACCCACACCCCAAACCUCAUUCC